UUUUGUAUUUACGCCAUUUUGAAGUCUUCCGAGUUAUAUAUUUUUAUUUUCUUGUUCAUUUAAACUUCAUUGAACAUUGCAAAUUUAAAGCAAAUACAUUGUACACGAUUCAAGAUAUUUCUCGAACUUUCGAAAUAUAAUUUCAAACUGACAUAAAUUAGCUAUUUAUGAUUAUAAUCGAAAACGAGCAAUAAAUAUUUUUUUUAACCAAAAUUAUAACCAUUUAAUACUCAGAAACUUCAAAAUUGCUAUGCUAAAAGUUUCUUCUCAAUUUAUAUCAACUUGUUUCUAAGAUUCAAAAAUAGUUUGGUUAUUAAGAAUAAAAUAAAAUGCCACAGAAUGAAUAUAUUGAGCGUCAUCGGAAAUUAUAUGGACGAAGAUUGGAUUAUGAAGAACGUAAAAGAAAGAGAGAAGCUAGAGUACCUCAUAAACUUUCCGAAAAAGCUAAAAACCUUAGAGGUAUAAAAGCUAAACUUUUUAAUAAAGAACGUCAUAAUGAAAAGAUACAAAUGAAAAAGAAAAUUAAAGCAUAUGAGGAAACAAAUAUUAAAAAGAGUGAACAACUCGUUCCUGAAGGUGCAUUACCAGUUUACUUACUAGAUCGAAAUAUUAGAUCAAGAGCUAAAGUUUUAUCUAAUAUGGUAAAACAAAAAAGAAAAGAGAAGGCUGGUAAAUGGGAUGUACCUAUACCAAAAGUGAAAGCGCAAUCUGACUUAGAAGUAUUUAAAGUAUUUAAGAGUGGAAAGUCUAAACGAAAAUCAUGGAAGAGGAUAGUUACAAAAGUUACAUUUGUAGGAGAAAAUUUUACAAGAAAACCACCAAAAUUUGAAAGAUUUAUUAGGCCAAUGGCAUUGAGAUUUAAAAAAUGUCAUGUAACUCAUCCAGAACUAAAAGCUACCUUUUGUCUUCCAAUUAUAGGGGUUAAGAGAAAUCCUAAUUCACAAAUGUAUACUACGUUAGGGGUAAUUACAAAAGGUACAAUUAUCGAAGUGAAUAUUUCAGAAUUAGGUUUGGUUACACAAUCUGGUAAAAUUGUUUGGGGAAAAUAUGCUCAAGUAACAAAUAAUCCUGAAAAUGAUGGGUGUAUUAAUGCUGUACUACUGAUCUAAUCUAAAUUUUUAUAAUCAUAAAAUUCU
Molecule: messenger RNA, 1136 nt
Organism: Ceratosolen solmsi marchali
Lineage: Eukaryota; Metazoa; Arthropoda; Insecta; Hymenoptera; Agaonidae
Gene: Ip259
Product: NSA2 ribosome biogenesis factor-like IP259
Exons: 2
Coding region: 330-1109 (259 amino acids)
Source: RefSeq, a predicted model, not a curated record